Talaromyces rugulosus is the source of this 207-nucleotide messenger RNA. RefSeq lists its product as uncharacterized. The record is from RefSeq and is a predicted model, not a curated record. The transcript has 2 exons. Bases 1 to 207 code for a protein of 68 amino acids. NCBI's taxonomy places the organism in Eukaryota, Fungi, Ascomycota, Eurotiomycetes, Eurotiales, Trichocomaceae.
AUGACAAACUCGCUCUCCCCAGAAUUCUGGCAAAACCUGGUCUUCGACAUACUCAAUUUCAUCAUGCAAGCCAUCUUUCUCUGGCAAGCGUAUCGAAUGGAACGAACUCUGAUCACGUACUGGGAAAUGCAUCAUGCAGAUGGAUUCAACGAUGGGAUGGUUCGUUCACACCCAAAGGCAGCGCUACCGCAUCCACCAGCGAUGUAG